Uloborus diversus is the source of this 1584-nucleotide messenger RNA. Its product is annotated as interleukin-1 receptor-associated kinase 4-like. Gene Ontology annotation, molecular function: ATP binding; protein kinase activity; protein binding. NCBI's taxonomy places the organism in Eukaryota, Metazoa, Arthropoda, Arachnida, Araneae, Uloboridae. Bases 89 to 1471 code for a protein of 460 amino acids. The transcript has 8 exons. Gene Ontology annotation, biological process: signal transduction; protein phosphorylation. The record is from RefSeq and is a predicted model, not a curated record. Gene Ontology annotation, cellular component: plasma membrane.
AAGAAUUUUAUCAAAUGUUUUACAUAUAUCAAAAGUAGGAGCUUAUCGAAAUUAUUUUACAAUCAUAUUAUCUUUAAAGGAAAAAGAUAUGUCCACAAAUUCAUCUGUUGCAGGAGAUAUUACUUUGGAUACAAAAAUUUGGAAGUUAAACUUUGGAACUCGAAAUCGGAUUAAUGACUUAUUAAAUGAAAGUGACAAUUGGAAGUCUCUAGCAGAAGUUAUAACUGAUCCUGAUAAUCCAGAUAAGCUUUUGUUUCGUGCUCAAGAUAUAAAUAAUUUAGAAUUGCAGUGGCGAAGGGGAAGCAGUCCAGCAGGAGCUUUAAUUGAACAUUGGAGUCAACGUGGUGUUGAUCAGCCUAAACUCAGAGAUUUGCUAGAUUUUUUCCAGAAAGCCAAUCUUUUCCAUGUGGCUCGUUUGAUCAAAAAAGAAGUAUUAUUUGAAAAUAAUUUGGAAGAUGAAGUUGUUGAAGAAACUGUUGUUGAUCUUUCCGUUGGAAAAGUGGAAGCUGAAAAGUCAAGUACUGAUCCAUUGGAAGGCGGAAGUAUAAAGGGAACAAUUGAUGGUUUUGAUCUAAAGGACAUAACAGAAUGCAACUACAGUGAAUUGUCCCGUGCUACACAGAACUUUUUAGAUAAGGAUAUCAGAGAAGGGGGCUGUAAAAUUGGUGAAGGUUCUUUUGGUCAGGUUUUUAGAGCUUGCUUGUUUGGAAAGUUGCUUGCUGUGAAGAGAUUACAGAGCUCUAUGCCUAAUCAAUUUUUUACAGAGUUGAAAAUCUUACAAAAGUACAAACAUGAAAAUUUGUUACCCUUGUUAGGAAUAUCUGUUGAUGGACCAUACUGCUGUUUGAUUUAUGAAUACAUAGACAAUGGAUCUUUACAAGAAAGACUAGCUUGCAUAGACAACUCCCCUCCCAUCUUGUGUGACACACGAAUGUCUAUUGCUUAUGGAUCAGCAUUGGGAAUAAAUCAUUUGCAUACCUUUCAAAAACCACCUAUGGUUCAUAGAGAUAUCAAGAGUGCCAAUAUCCUCUUGGAUAAAAAUUUUAUUCCUAAAAUUGGUGAUUUUGGCUUAGUGAGAACUGGAGACAGUACAGCCUCUUCAACAAUGCCUGUCACUGAACAUGUAUGUGGCACUACUAUUUACAUGGCUCACGAAGCAUUUUAUGGAGAUGUCUCUGUCAAGCUGGACACCUUUAGCUUUGGUGUUGUCUUGCUGGAAUUGCUAACUGGACUUCCUCCGUAUGACAAAUCUAGAGAAGAUCAAGAUUUGAUAUCUUUCAUGGAAAACUAUGAAGACAUUCUUGAAGUCUUAGACCCUAAAAUACUUUGGGACACAUCAUCUGCUAAGAAAUUAUAUGAAAUUUCACAGCGUUGUUUAUUGAAAUCAAAAAAGAAGAGGCCAGAAAUAUCUGAGAUUUUAGAAGAUUUAAAGCAAUGUUAUGUGGUUCAUCAUGAAAAGAAAGCAUCAUGAAUCAUUUUCUGUAAAAAAAAUCAUACUUCAUUUUUUUUCAUAAAUGUUUUAUAUAUUUAAAAAAAUGUUGCUGCUGAUUUAGAGUCAUUUAUCUUAUUGCUAUAGCUAUUAUA